Molecule: messenger RNA, 792 nt
Organism: Humulus lupulus (European hop)
Lineage: Eukaryota; Viridiplantae; Streptophyta; Magnoliopsida; Rosales; Cannabaceae
Exons: 1
Coding region: 1-792 (263 amino acids)
Source: RefSeq, a predicted model, not a curated record
AUGAUCAAGCACAAGUUCACAGACAUCAAAACAAAGUACACAGCUGCAGAUAUUGUUAGGGACUUGAAACAUGAUCAUGAAGUGCAAGUCAAAUACAGCAAAGCUUGGAGGUCUAGAGAAAAAGCUAUUGAAAAAGGGAGAGGAAAAGCAGCUGAAUCUUAUGCAGAAUUGCCUAGUUAUUUGUAUAUGUUGCAUCACACAAAUAUAGGAUCAUAUAUUGAACUUAAAGCAGAUGAAGAUGGCAAGUUUUUAUAUGUUUUUGUAGCAUUGACCGCUUCAAUUAAAGGCUGGAACUAUUGCGUACCUGUUGUAAUAGUUGAUGGGACUUUUUUAAAAUCAGCAUAUGGAGGGACAUUAUUGGUUGCAGCCACUCAAGAUGCAGAAGGUAGAAUCUUCCCCCUAGCAUUUUGUGUAGUUGAUUCAGAGAAUGAUGAUUCUUGGGAGUGGUUCUUUGAGAAUUUCAAGAAAGCUUAUGGUGUAAGAGAAUGCAUGAGCAUCGUAUCUGAUCGGCAUGAAAGCAUCAUAAAAGCAACCAACACAGUGUACCCAAAAGUACCACAUGGGGCUUGCACCUUCCAUCUGCUAAAAAACAUGGAAAGCAAGUUCAAGAAGAACUCAAAAAAGUUCAAGGAUACAUUUUUCGCAGCUGCAAAUGCAUACACUGCCAAAAAGUUUGAGUACCACAUGAGAGAACUUGAUAGGAUUGACAACAGGCUACAACCUUACCUACAAAAUAUUGGCUACGGCGAUGGGCAAGAGUUCACUCACCACACAAUAGAUACUCAAACAUGA